CAAUUAUUGUUUAACCUAUUUGAUUACUUGCAAUAAUUGUUUAAUUGUUUAACCCUAAUAUUAACCUAUUUGACUACUUGCAAUAAUUGUUUAAUUGUUUAAAUUACCUUAGUUUUCGAAAAUUGCAUUUCAUGGCAUAACUUCCGCCAAACGGCAAAUAGUUUGCAUUAGGAAACGGAAGUUACGCGGCUUACCGCGACUUUCUUUAGAUAUACCAAAGAAAUCAUUUGGGAGUAUCGAACAAAUAGUCGGAAUGCAGUCAUCCGACGUUGUUCGAUAGCUCCACCCCGAUGUUUGUCCGGCUCGGGUAACCGUCUAUUUGAAAACAACUCUAGAAAGCCUAAGAUAGAGCGAAACCAAAACCGAAUUAGGCAUCAGCCUAGGACGACUUAAUACCCAAGGCGUAUUAAGUCCAUUUUAGUAGAAAACCCGCCAAAUCGCGUCCAAGGUCUUCAACCUCACGACGCAUCAUAUUAUUUGACAUUCGGAAAUGUAUGUGUGAAAACCAACUUGGGGGUAGGGGAAAAAUCUAACGGGUUUCUGUUUUACAGAUAUGGACCGCUUCCCUAAAUUCAAUAUGGUCGUCUUAGCGCCGCCUCAGCUUACGAUGUGGCACAACGACUUGGACGGGGAUCAUAGGCGAACCCUCAACAAGUACGUAGGAGCUUUGACUGAGCUGAUCAACAUGGAUGGUUGGCCAGAGUUAAUCGAGGUGCUUACGGGGUACUGGGACAGUCAGAGGAUGGUCAUCCGUUUCGGAACGGCCGAAAUUACCCCUACGCUAGAAGAGAUAAGGGAUUGCAUAGACACCGUGGGCACUGGUAUAGAGAGGAUAGCCCGAAAACAAGAUGAAAUUUUUAACCCCAACAAACCUUCCGUAGAGAACAUCGCGGAUUGGUUUGGACUAAGGAAAGACUUCACUUAUUGGUGUCAGGAUUCCCACGUGAUUUUUAGGGACCUCAACAUUAGAUUCGAACACGCGAGUUUCUACGCCGCGUACAAUUGGGAGUUUAAGAUUUCCUACAGGGAGUGGAACGAGGUCCGCCCCCUAACGUUUGCCGUGGCAUUGUUGGGAACAAUGGUGUUCCCGCACGGUCCGAGAUUGAGCAUCAACACCAGAGUCAUAACGCUCGUUCAUACGUUGUUCAAAGGAUACGAAAAUCAACGAACAACAAAGUACUACUCCGUAGCUCCAGUCAUAUUAUCUGACAUAUAUCGAGCCUUGGGUAAGUGCAAAGAAGGACACCGAUAUUUCCAGGGGUGUAAUCUGCUCCUCCAAUGGUGGAUUCUCAGCCACUUGGCGAAGGGUGCUGGAACUCGGGAAUUGCACACUCUCGACAACAAGAACACUCUCAAGGACCUAAACGACUUACUAUUCUGGGCUAACAUGGACAAUCGGAAAACAAGAGGAAGAUGAGACCAAAUUUUCUCCGAAUUGAGAGAAGAGGACCUCCAAUGGAUGCUGGACCGUUUUAUAUCCAAGAUGUUGUUGUGGAGAGUCGCAGAUGUGUCGUUCUCCCUCUACCAGGUAUUCGGGGAAUUCACCCUUACGCGCCAUUCCGAGUCUUGCGACAAUUCGGAAGAAAACAGACCAUGCCUAAAGAAGCGUAUUAUGGCGCUUAUGUGUACGACAUUGGAGACGACAGAGUGCAUGACGCUUCGGAAAUGCUCAGGGAGUGGAAAAACGCCAAGCGUAUGGGUAAAGACACUAUCGCCCUUGACCGAUUCAAUGCUGGAUAUGACGAAAGUUACUAAGAGUGGCUGAAGAAGGACAUACAGAGAGGCCAAAGCAGUGGCCGAACUGCAAGAGAUGAAGGAAGAUGCCAAUGAGGUCUAUGCCAAGUUCGUAGAGAAUCAAGACGCUCUUGAGAGGGCAACUCGAGAGAUCGAAAGACUGAGGCAGGGGUAUGACAAUUUUGACAACUCGAUCCAGCAGAAAAUCGAUAGGAUGCGAUACGAGAGUCUGGAAGACAAAGGACGUCUGGGUGAAGGUUUUCUGUUGAUGCUGAGGUACAUGUUUCAGCAACACAAAAUCCAGAAAGACGACGACGGAGCAGGACCAUCCGGAGCAACAUAGCGGGCAUCACCCCAGCGCGGGUUUUUACUUGUAUUUACAUUACCUUAGCCCCUGCGUGGGCUUGAUUUUGUUGCACUUUCUAAUGGCCCCUGCGUGGGUUUGUCUUUAUGUCUAUUUCCCUUUUCGAACAUUUUAUUCAUUAUUAAAUAUUAUUUUGGGGGGAAUCAUUUAUUUGGUUUAAAUUCACACGUAUAUCAUUCGAAUGCGCUAGGCCUACCCUUGGCACAAAAGGGUCCCCACGCAUGAUUAGAACGCGAUAUAUAUGUGUAUUUAAAUGCUUAUGUGUUAUGUUGCUUUGAAUGAGGAUGUCAUAAACCCGCUUCUAGCCAGAAAUCCCAAAGAAAUAUACGGAAGCCACUAUUACAAAUGUUCGACCAAAAUUCCCAAGUCUCAAGUUUCUCACUCAAAAGUCCAUUUCCCAUACCACAAAUCCUAAAUACCACUCUAU
Solanum pennellii is the source of this 2525-nucleotide messenger RNA. RefSeq lists its product as uncharacterized. The transcript has a single exon. NCBI's taxonomy places the organism in Eukaryota, Viridiplantae, Streptophyta, Magnoliopsida, Solanales, Solanaceae. Bases 554 to 1417 code for a protein of 287 amino acids. The record is from RefSeq and is a predicted model, not a curated record.